AUGUCUACACAGCUCUCAAUUUAUUCCGAUGUUGACUGGGCCGGAUGCCCCGACGAUCGGAAAUCAACCUCUGGUUUUUGCAUAUUUUUUGGUGACAAUUUAAUCUCAUGGAGCUCUAAAAAACAACCGACUGUGACUCGAUCAAGCACCAAAGCUGAGUACCGAGCAGUUGCUCAUGCCACGUCUGAUUCUAUCUGGCUCCAAUCUCUACUACGUGAGCUCGGCAUUUUUCUUUCCCAGCGCCUCGUUCUCUGGUGUGACAACAUAGGGGCGACCUAUCUUACAACAAACCUAGUGUUUCAUGCACGUACAAAACACGUGGAAAUCGACUAUCACUUCGUUCGUGAAAGAGUUCAGCAGAAAUCAUUGGAAGUUUGUUUUGUAUCAAGCAAGGACCAAUUAGCCGAUGGCCUCACAAAGGCAUUAGUCUCUACAAGGUUUUCCCAUCUUCGGUCCAAGCUCAACGUGCAGCAUUCCUCGAUGAGCUUGCAGGGCGUAUUAAGGAAACACCUUCCAAAACAGAUGACAACAAGAUUAAGUCAACAGAUGACAGAAGUUGUUGAUAUUGCGGAAACUGUUGAAGCUGUUGACUACCAACUUGUGGGUAAGCUCGCCACGUUGCUAAGAUCAGACGGUCACAAGGUCACGGUACCCGAUCUUGCCGCGUCUGGGAUCAAUCUGAAGCGACUCGAUGAGGUCCAAUCUGUCCACGACUAUUUUCAGCCGUUGAUGGAGAUCAUGGCCUCUCUUAAUCCAGAUGAACGGGUGAUCCUUGUUGGCCACAGCUUCGCUGGCAUUGGUCUUGCACUAGCAAUGGAGAAGUACCCUGAAAGGAUCUUGGUGGCAGUUUUCGCCACUGCUGUGAUGCCAGGUCUUGGUGGCCCACCAUUCAAUGUCAUCAAAGAGUUUUUCGGGAGAUUGGAUGAUCCCAUGGAUUGUCAAUUCACGUUUGAUCGUGGGCCAGAGAACCCUCCAACCUCAGUCGCCAUCGGGCCCAAGUUCAUGUCAUCCAAGGUGUAUCAGCGCUGUCAACCUCAGGAUCUUACACUAGCCACCAUGUUGGUACGUGUGGGGAGGUUGUAUGAAGAAGAUAUAUCUGCAGAAAACAUGCUUACAGCAGAGAAUUAUGGGACGGUGAGUCGGAUUUAUAUUUUAUGUAAGGGAGAUGAGCUGAUGGAUGAGGAUUUCCAAAACUGGAUUAUCAAGAAUAAUCCAACAGAUGAAGUGAAAGCGAUUGAAAGAUCCGAUCAUAUGGUCAUGUUAUCAAAGCCCAAGGAGCUUUGCACCUGUCUCCUGGAGAUUGGCGGGAAGUAUACUUAAUUUGAUGAACAAUACUAGCUAUUAUAAAGAUUUUAAUAAAAUUUCCCAAAUUUCUCUUGCUAUAUGAAAAUAAAAUUUGUUCAAGGGCACGAGAAGUUGAUUAAAGGCUAGAA
Messenger RNA from Magnolia sinica, 1433 nucleotides. Its product is annotated as methyl jasmonate esterase 1-like. Gene Ontology annotation, biological process: jasmonic acid metabolic process; salicylic acid metabolic process. NCBI's taxonomy places the organism in Eukaryota, Viridiplantae, Streptophyta, Magnoliopsida, Magnoliales, Magnoliaceae. Bases 1 to 1320 code for a protein of 439 amino acids. Gene Ontology annotation, molecular function: methyl jasmonate esterase activity; methyl indole-3-acetate esterase activity; methyl salicylate esterase activity. The record is from RefSeq and is a predicted model, not a curated record. The transcript has 5 exons.